AUGCAUAACGCUGUGGGUUCGUCGAGCUGGGUCGUAAGCCAGGUUGAUCAUACCAAACUGGCCCAAAUUGGGGCUAUCGGGGAGCUUCUGAUCGAGGGACCAAUAUUAUCACAUGGAUACCUGCGCGACCCAGAGAAAACAUCCGCUUCCUUCAUCCAAGACCCUCCAUGGUUACUGCAAGGCGGCUGCGGCUACCCCGGCCGGCGCGGGAAGUUGUACAAAACCGGAGACCUGGUACGAUAUAACGAUGAUGGCACUUUGUGCUUUGUUAGGCGUAAAGACGAACAGGUCAAGAUUCGUGGACAGCGGAUGGAACUGGGUGAGGUAGAACACUACGUCCGCGAGUGUGUCCAGGGAGUUGUGCAAGCUGCCAGCGAGAUUCUAUUGCCGGCCUGGGAAAAUGCCAAACCAGUAUUAGCGGCUUUCGUUACCACAAUCAAGUCUUUGAACGAAGAAGCCAAGAAUUUGGCCACUUAUCGAAUUAGUGCUAUGGGAUUGGGAAUAGAGGAAUCUCGCAAACUAGCAGAGAAUCUCCCGGAGUACAUGGUACCGACAGUAUACUUCACCAUAAGUCGAAUGCCAAUAACGGCAUCUGGAAAAAUCGACCGGAAGAAACUGCGUGAUCUAGGCGCCGAGUUUUUGACGCAACAGGCGAUAGAGCAAAAAAACACCAAAGGCCUAAUUCAAGAACGAUCGAUGGGGGUGACCGAGCAGCAGAUUCAACAGGCUUGGUCAAGAGUUUUGAAUAUUGACUCAGCGUUCAUAGGCCUGGAUGACAAUUUUUUUCGUCUUGGGGGCGACUCCAUCUCAACCAUGUCCCUUGUGGCCGAGUUACGCAAACUCAAAAUCCACAUAUCCAUCGAUGACAUAUUCAACCAACCGACAUUGCGGGACUUAGCUGGGUCGGUAACAGCUAUCGCACCCCACGAUGAAGGCCGUACCGGAGGAUCUAAGAAGGAUGAAAUGUCACCACAAGCCUUUGCUCUAUCGCCAAUGCAGGAACUAUUUUUCAGACUUCAGACUGACCCCAAUAUCUGCUUUGACCAAUGUUACCUCCUUGGGCUUGAACAAAGGGUUUCGUUCGAGGACGUAGACAGGGCCUUCCGGACAAUCAUAGGACGACAUGCUGUUCUCCGUACACGGUUCAAUAGAGGCAUGGAUGGCAAGUGGGAACAACGCAUUGCUACCAGUGUAUCCGAAAGUUACGUCUUCAACUCUGUCACAGUCUCUGGUGACCGUGAGUGCGCUCAGAUGAUAUCUCAAGCUAGGGGCAAGUUGAAUAUCAUGUCUGGCCCGUUGUUUGCGGCUUUGCUUAUUGAAGGAACUGAAGAACAGAGGCUGUUUAUCUGUAUUCACCAUGCUGUCAUGGAUAUGGUGUCUUGGAGGAUUUUGCUUCGAGAGCUUGAGCAGCUGCUUCUUGACGGGCAACUGACAGUCCCACCUGGAAUGUCUUUUCAAGAGUGGUGCUCUCUGCAGGACAAGCACAUAAGCGAGAGCUUUGCUCCUGUUCAGGCUGCUGAUGACGAGAAACCCAAGGUUCCGAGAGGGUGGGAACUUGCUCCAGAUGUUGAUGGAAUUCUUAGGAUUGAGUCUUUUGUAGUCGACCAGCGAGUCAGCUCAAAGAUUAUGGGCAUGAGCAACGACGCUCUACAAACAAAGCCUAUCGAGCUGAUGCUCGCAGCUUUGACCAGCUCUUUCAAUCUCGCAUUCCCAGAUUUUCAACAUCCCCGUAUCUUCGUCGAGAGCCAUGGUCGCGAAGCAUGGGACAACAACAUUGAUGUUUCUCGCACAGUUGGAUGGUUUACUACCCUUUUCCCUAUCCAGGUGUACCCAGGAUCUUCUUUGUUGGAAACUAUUAGUCAGACUAAAGACUAUCUGCGCGGUUUGCCUCGUAGAGGUUGGUCCUACUUCGCGUCUAAAUUUGUUACGGAGCAGGAGAAGGCAGCCUUCGUAUCUAAAUUCCCUGUCGAUGUAACCUUCAACUAUGUCGGAAUGUUCCAGCAGUUGGAACGAACUGAUUCGCUGUUCAAGACAUUGUCACUUCCGGAGAAUUGUCGACCGGUAUCCCUACCACAGUCAAAAAGGUUGGGAUUGUUCGAGCUAGAGGUAAGUCUAGAGGACGGUUGUAUCAAGGUGGCGCUUUUAUAUCCUGAGUCUGCCAACACUAAGAAAGAGGUUGAGCUUUGGAUGGGAAAUUUUAAAGAAGCUUUUGCCGAAAUAGCGCACACGCUUGCGAGCGUGUGA
This is a messenger RNA of Alternaria postmessia, 2244 nucleotides long. RefSeq names its product putative secondary metabolism biosynthetic enzyme (gene ACTTS4). Gene Ontology annotation, molecular function: catalytic activity; phosphopantetheine binding. The transcript is spliced from 2 exons. Bases 1 to 2244 code for a protein of 747 amino acids. The record is from RefSeq and is a predicted model, not a curated record. NCBI's taxonomy places the organism in Eukaryota, Fungi, Ascomycota, Dothideomycetes, Pleosporales, Pleosporaceae.